ACACGGGAGGGGAUAAAAGACAGCAGGCCUCUUUAAAAGGCACAUUGCAGCUGCAAUAAUAGAUCAAAGAUAGCUUGUUGCUCAACUGGAGAUAGAAUGGAAGCCAGUAUGGAUAUUCUAUAUCACACAGGCAUCCAAGCCAUACACUUUCUGCAAACAAGAUACCCAGGAUCGCAGGAUUGGUUCCUCUUUGUUUCUUUUGCUGCCGACCUCCGAAACACUUUCUUUGUCCUGUUUCCUAUUUGGUUCCAUCUCUGUGAAACUGUGGGAAUCAAGCUCAUCUGGGUUGCUGUGAUUGGUGACUGGCUAAACCUCGUAUUUAAAUGGAUCCUUUUUGGACAAAGACCCUACUGGUGGGUACAUGAGACCAAUUUCUAUCAAAAUAUGUCUGCUCCUGAAAUCCAGCAGUUUCCAGUUACCUGUGAAACCGGCCCAGGGAGUCCUUCUGGCCAUGCAAUGGGUUCAGCUGGUGUGUAUUAUGUGAUGGUUACAGCUAUUCUCUCUCUCACCCAAGGAAGGAAACGUCCAUCAUGGAAACAUCGCUUUUUGCAAACGGUGCUUUGGGCUGUUUUUUGGACCAUCCAAGUUUGUGUCUGUGUCUCUCGUGUCUUCCUGGCAGCUCAUUUUCCACACCAAGUCAUUGCUGGUGUCUUCUCAGGUAUUUUGGUGGCCAAAUCUUUCCAGUACAUCACUUUCAUCUAUGAUUUCAGCAUGCAGAAAUAUACAGCUACUACCCUUUUCCUCUUCUCUUUUGCUCUGGGAUUCUACCUACUGCUCAAGGUACUCGGUGUGGACCUCCUGUGGACGUUAGAAAAGGCCAAGACAUGGUGUGAGCAUCCAGAAUGGGUGCAUCUGGACACUACCCCUUUUGCUGGCCUCUUGCGCAACCUGGGAAUCCUCUAUGGCCUGGGACUGGCCCUUAAUUGUUCAAUGUACACGGAUAGCUGCAAAAGUAAACAAGGGCAGCGGCUAAACUUUCGACUGGGCAGCAUUGGUAUCUCACUUCUUAUCCUGCACCUGUUAGAUUCCUUCAAGCCUCCAGUCAACAUAGAGCUUCUCUUCUACCUGUUUUCUUUUUGCAAAAGUGUGGCUGUGCCCUUGAUAGUGGCUGCCUUAAUCCCCUACUGUGUAACACAAUUGCUCAGGCUACAGGACAAGAAAGUUCUGUAGGUUGAAGACCAGCAACGUAUAUAAGUGAAUUGCUAGGAUGUAGAAUAAUAGGGGCCAAAACAAAGUAUUCAUGGGGGAGCCUAUUACCUAGCUAUUCUGGGCUGAUCAGCCCACAUUUGGAUGAUGGUCCCUGCUGGCUUCAGAGUAAGGCUUACUUAUUUGCCCCAAAUAUGUCAACCAGGUUCCCUAUUAUUACUGUUCAUCUAACACUGCCAGCACAGGCUGAUUCUGGUUGUGCAAAACAUUUUUCUAUGGCGGCAAAAGAGCAUUUAUGGUUGUCACCAAGAUGAGUCCUGCCAGCAAAGCUGAUAACAUUCUCUGAAGACAUUCUGGAAUAUGUUUUAGGAUAGAGAUUGACAAUGAUAAAG
Messenger RNA from Thamnophis elegans (Western terrestrial garter snake), 1538 nucleotides. RefSeq names its product glucose-6-phosphatase-like. Gene Ontology annotation, cellular component: membrane. Lineage: Eukaryota; Metazoa; Chordata; Lepidosauria; Squamata; Natricidae. The transcript is spliced from 5 exons. The record is from RefSeq and is a predicted model, not a curated record. Gene Ontology annotation, molecular function: glucose-6-phosphatase activity. Gene Ontology annotation, biological process: gluconeogenesis; glucose 6-phosphate metabolic process. Bases 97 to 1170 code for a protein of 357 amino acids.